CACAGAGAUCCACUUGCCCUUGCCUCCCGCGUGCUGUGAUUAAAGGUGUGCACCACCACUGUCCGGCUUUCCCUGAGACGUUUGCUUUUGGAGAUCAUACCUGGUGGGCUUCAGCAUCUCUUCCAACCUCUAGAGUCUAAUUUCAGAGAGUAAGCUUCCCACUGAGCAGGAGAGCCAGGACCAGGGCCAGGAAAGGAGCAGGGGUGGUAUGCUCAGACAGGUGCAGAAAAUAGCAUGCACAGUCCCUCACCCCUCAGCCCUGGCGCAUAGACCCUCACCACACCCAACCUAUAAGCAAGCAUUGCAGCUCGGAUGGAAAGGGAUCCUGACAGUCGGGAGCCAAGGAAUACAUACCACACAUCACUGUAAGUGUAGCGGUUUACAGCCCUGCUCCAGGGAAAGGUUUCCCCAAUGUAACAACUCUGAUUUCCCCAGCAAAGUUGUUACGGUUCUGUUCAGGUUCCCAGAGUGUAAGAACUCGGCUCUGCCAAGGGAAGGUUUCACCAGCGAAAGUGAUACAGCCUUGCUCUGCUCUGCUCUGCUCCACCCAGGUUCCAUCUCUGCUCCUGCAAGGCAGAAGAAGGUCGUCUCCCAAACUUCAGUCAAGAGAUUUAUCCGGAGGGAAGAAUCCGGGAGGGUGGCUGCCUCUGCCAGGGCUGAAAAGGGCAGCAGCCAACUGAACAGCCGCAGUCGCAGAAGUCUGGAAAACACCCCCUUGAUAACCGCAGACACAGGUGGCCGGGGACCUACAAGCUGUCUGACAGCAUGGGUGUUUCUGAUUAAGAAGAGUUACCAGGAUAUUGACACUUCCCUGCAGAGUGCCGUGGUCACCAAAGUCAAGGGUGUGGCCUACACCAAUACCACCAUGCUUGGGGAACGGCUCUGGGAUGUAGCAGACUUUGUCAUCCCGUCUCAGGGGGAGAACGUUUUCUUCGUGGUCACCAACCUGAUCGUGACUCCUAACCAGCGGCAGGGCAUCUGUGCUGAGCGUGAAGGCAUCCCUGAUGGCGAGUGUUUCAAGGACUCUGACUGCCAUGCUGGGGAGUCUGUUGUAGCUGGACAUGGACUGAAAACUGGUCGCUGUCUACGGGUGGGGAACUCUACCCAGGGCACCUGUGAGAUCUUCGCUUGGUGCCCAGUGGAGACAAUGUCCUCGCCCACGGAUCCCCUCCUGAAGGAUGCCGAAGGCUUCACCAUUUUCAUAAAGAACUUCAUCCGCUUCCCCAAGUUCAACUUCUCCAAAGCCAAUGUGCUAGAAACAAGCAACAAAAAUUUCCUGAAAACCUGUCACUUCAGCUCCAAGAAUCUCUACUGUCCCAUCUUCCGACUGGGGUCCGUUGUCCGCUGGGCAGGGGCUGACUUCCAGGAUAUAGCCCUGAAGGGUGGUGUGAUAGGAAUCCAUAUCGAAUGGGACUGUGACCUUGAUAAAGCUCCCUCGAAAUGUAACCCACACUAUUACUUCAACCGUCUGGACAACAAGCACACCCAGUCCAUCUCCUCUGGGUACAACUUCAGGUUUGCCAGGUAUUACCGCGACGAUAAUGGGGUAGAGUUCCGUGACCUGAUGAAAGCCUACGGCAUCCGCUUUGAUGUGAUAGUUAAUGGCAAGGCAGGAAAGUUCAGCAUCAUCCCUACAGUCAUCAACAUAGGUUCUGGGUUGGCGCUCAUGGGUGCUGGGGCUUUUUUCUGUGACCUGGUACUUAUCUACCUCAUCAGAAAGAGCGAGUUUUACCGAGACAAGAAGUUUGAGAAAGUGAGGUGGUAUGCUAUGUGUACCCUGCUUCACAAGACCGGACUUGGUUCAGAAGACCUGGGGAAGAAGACGCCGCCCCCCGCAGGUCACACGGCAGAAGAUAUUUUUACAGGAUCUAUCUUAGUGGAUGAUGUUAGACAAGCCCCAUGACUCCUUGAGCUUCAGUGUCUCCAGCUUCGAGAUGAGGACACUGGCUUAUACAAAACGGACUUGGUUCUAGACAGACGCCUGAGGUCGAAGGAAGAUACAUGUGCAUGUGUGUGUGUAUGUCCUCUUAGCAUCGGAACACAGAACACAGCAUGGGAGGGUGCUGGGUCUGGGGUGACGGGAAGGGAAAGGGGUUCUGGCCUUGCCCUUGGAGGAGGCAUUUUGGAGGAACUGGGUCCAGAGUGAGAAAUUGGGUCAGGCAGCAUGUGCUUCCUCAGUGCCAGCAACCUGGACUGUGGGUGCCGCGUGGACCUGUGUGAUCUGUCUGGGUUGCCCAGGGCAGCCUGAACCCCGCUGGUACAGCCCCACCUGGCCACAGGCUGCUCUGCCGAGGAAAGAGUGGUCCAGCUGGGAGUGCAAGUCUCUGUCAGCACCCCAAGAAGCUUGUGGCCGUGUCUU
Peromyscus leucopus (white-footed mouse) is the source of this 2359-nucleotide messenger RNA. RefSeq names its product purinergic receptor P2X 5 (gene P2rx5). The coding region runs from base 209 to 1903 and encodes 564 amino acids. Gene Ontology annotation, cellular component: nuclear inner membrane; plasma membrane. Lineage: Eukaryota; Metazoa; Chordata; Mammalia; Rodentia; Cricetidae. Gene Ontology annotation, molecular function: ATP binding; purinergic nucleotide receptor activity; extracellularly ATP-gated monoatomic cation channel activity. The record is from RefSeq and is a predicted model, not a curated record. Gene Ontology annotation, biological process: monoatomic cation transmembrane transport; response to ATP. The transcript has 13 exons.